Dovyalis caffra is the source of this 1071-nucleotide messenger RNA. The record is from the annotation of a GenBank genome assembly. Lineage: Eukaryota; Viridiplantae; Streptophyta; Magnoliopsida; Malpighiales; Salicaceae.
AUGGAGCAAGCUCAAUACUGGUUGUGGAUGAAGAGGAAACAACUUUUAAAGUCACAGGAAUCAAUGAACUCCAAUAGCGGUUCGUGGGAAGAGAAAGCUUUUGCAAAAGAUGCAUCUGGGCAUCUUGGUGGAUGCAUAUGGCCUCCAAGAUCUUAUUCUUGCAGUUUUUGUAAGAGAGAAUUCAGGUCAGCUCAAGCCCUAGGUGGUCACAUGAAUGUUCAUAGGAGGGAUAGGGCUAGGCUUAAGCAGUCUCUUACUCCUCAAAAUGAUGCUUUUCAACAUCAAAAUCAUAUCCAAAGUUCACUUAGAUUAUCGGAGUCUCAUUUCCCAUCAGAGGUUUGCACCUUUGAUAAUUAUGAUCUUGAACCUAAACUUUCUGUCUCUAGAACUACUAAUAUUGCAUCAAAUCUUUCCUCUUCUAGGGUUUCAGCUUUAUCCACUCAAGAAAAUUUAAGUGAUCAUGUCUUUGUUUCUCCCGUUGCUUCUUCCUUCGUUCAAAAACAGCAUAACGGGUAUCCUCAUCUCCGCAAUAGUUUAUCAGGGUCAGAUCAUUCUUUGGCAAUUAGACUUCAUUCAAAACCUGAAGCAGGAAAGGAUCAAGAUGGAGUAGAUUCUACAUGCUUGAGCCAUGAUAAUUUUGUUGCAACUGAUUUAUUUAUGGGCUUGAGUUCUGUUAUUAAUAGCCAGAGUUUAUCGUCACCGGCCGGUUCUUGUGGUAACGAGGGAAUCAGUUGCAAAAGGCCUAAAACCAAUGUUUCAGUAGUCUCACUGUUGAUUAAGCCGCGUUCAAAUGAUAGAUACAUUCUUCAAUCAGAGGCAAACAAACCUAAUUCUAGCUUCAAGGAGGACAUAGAUCUUGAGCUCAGGCUUGGAGAGCCACCAAAGCGUUCGCUAUUGGGUAGCAGUUUCUACUCUGCUGGCUUGGAGAGUGUGAGAACUGAGAGUACUCAGUCCCCAAGAGGCCUAGCUAGAAUUGGAACUAUUCGGACUUUGGAGUUGGCUAACGAGCGUAUGGAAUUGGAAGGAGCGGCUGCCGAUGGACGGUUCAUCGAGGAGAAAGCUCGGACAUGA